CACAUAUAGACGGAUUGAUAUGUUUUGAAACCUGUAUUGUACUGUAUGUGCCUGCAAAAUCAUGAAUACUCUGAGAUUAGCUUGUCUCGGUAAAAGCCAUUUCAUUGUUUGUGAAAAAGGAACAGGAUUUUUCCGUUCGCUUACCACAGCCCUAUGUCAGAGAAAUCUCGGGUUGAGCUCAGUAGUCAUGUCGUCAGCUGUUAUUACCACUAGGUGCUUCUCGAAGAAAAGUCACGCUUCCUCUUCACACGAUUUGGAGGACGAACACCCAGAAAGCAAGGAAAUUUUGCGCAAACUUCGAGCCCGUCAUCAUUACCAUGGCAAUGAGAAAGACGCUAAGAAAGGCCAUGAAGUAUUUAUACUAGAGCCUGAUUUCAAAUGGGGUCGUCACCGCUUUCGAAAUGUCACCAGUGAACAUAGAUUGGACGAAGCCUGUGGGUUAGUUGAUGCGAUUGAAAACUGGAUAGUCGCCGGCAAAAGUGUGGAACCUGUCCGAAAGCUAGACGGUAAAACGUUCUUCGGGAAAGGGAAGGUUGAGGAGUUAACCGAGCAGUUUCAGGAAAUGAGAAAUUCAGCUUCUUCAUUCGACAGCGUGUUUAUUGACGUUGCUAAGCUGAGUCCUCGGCAACAUAAAGAGCUGGAAGACCUUUGGGAAGUUAAGGUAUUCGACAGAUUUGGCGUAGUGCUGCAGAUAUUCAAAGAAAGAGCAAAAACUGCAGAAGCUAAGAUACAAGUUGAAUUAGCUGAAAUACCUUACAUUAGGUAAAGGACUAUAUCCAGUUCAUUUACAUUAAAUUUAUAUAUAAGGAAAACCCUUAAUGCAUCAGUCAAUUGAAACCCCGGCCCCCGACCCCCAUGGCAUAACGUGAGAUAGAGGGGAUUUAACGUGGCCGAUGCAGAGAUUUAACACGCAUUUAACAACAUGUUGACCCUGGGGGGCGGUGGAAUUAACAAGAUGCCUGUUCCACCUGGGUCAUUAGCAGGGAUUUAACAGGCACGCAUUUUCGGAAGUGGGGACAGCUACAGGGAUUUAACAUGAAGUACCAAAAGAAAUGAGCAUUCCAAAAUGAUUGUUGUGGAUAAAACAGGUGUGAACUUACUAAUACGUAUUUGUGUUGUUAAAAUAAACAGUGAACAACAAGCUAGGGGGAACUUGGUCACGUGGUACAAAUUGGCCAUUGUCGUAAGCUGUAAAUGUGAUUCUAUCUCUCUCUAAUAUGUUGGACCAAAGUCGGACAAGGCUCUGAUUUGCUGUGCACCUCUCAUGAAGGAAGGUGGCCAGGGGAUACCCAGAUACCAUUUUCAAAAUAACCAGAAUUAGUUCUAUGGCACUGUUACAAAACAAGUCACUGUUUCAGGCCUUAAGGGUGGAUUUCCUGACCCUGGUCUUUCCCUAGUGGUCCUUGGCCUGUUUUGCGCACACCAUGAUCAAAUUUGAAUGUAAGCCAUAAAAAGAUGUCCAAUUUCACUGCAGUUGUAAGUAUAGUUGAAAAUAUAGUUGAAUUUAGGAACAAGUACAGUUUAGACCAACAAAUACUGUAAAUUCGAACUGAAUCGUGUUUAUUGUUUAUAAACUAAUAAUGCCCUGCUAUAUGGGGCUUUUAACAAACUGUUUGGCCCGGGGAGCCUGGAAAUUAGUGGUGUUUUAACAUGUGGCCAACUUUAAAUUCCCUCCCAAGUCGUGGAGGUCAAGGGGCUGGAGUUUCAGUUGACUGAUGCAUAAAUUAAGAUUUCUUAUCUUAAGAGAAAAAUUCAAACAAAUCCUUUGUUAAGGACUUUUUUCUAGUACUUCAAACGGUCUCCCCUAAGAAAAAGAAGUGGUUCAUGUAUGUAAGAGAAAAAUUCCUUAAAGUGUAUGUACAUGUAUAUGACGUGAAUUUCUUUUUGUGGUUUCUUGUUCUACCAUAUGUGUAAAAUAUGUAUCUGAAAUUUAAACUUGUCUAUAAUCUUGCACAACCCAUUAUUCAUCUUCAAACAUGCAAAUUUUGCAUUGAAAAGUGUCCGCCCUAUUUGUGUGGCCUAAUUGACAAGUAUGAUGUACACUGAUUUGCAAGAAUGUAGAAUAAUUUAAUGAGAUGUGGCAAAUAGGAAGGAUUGUCAUCUUUGAAGACUACUCAGUCAUCUUCAGAACUUCAUUGACUUCACUAUACCUUCUUUACAGUCAGUUACAUGGCUUAAUUUCACAAAACAAUGACCAGAAUCGGGAGAGAAGGCUAAGUAAACUACGUAUAACUGACGUCACAUGACUUUUAUAUUUAUUUAUUUUAAUUUUAAUUUCAGAUCCAGACUGGUACAUGCAGGAGGAGAAGUGAAUAGUAGUUAUGAUCAGCAAAGGGGUGGAACACAUGCUAUUGGUGGAGCAGGGGAAACUGAUCUUGAGAAAGAGAAAAGGAUAUUGUUUGAGCGAGAACAGAAGCUGAAAAAGAAGUUACAGUCUAUCAAGAAACAUCGUGACCAUGUUAGACAUGAACGACAUAAGAGGCAUGUUCCAAUAAUAGCAGUUGUAGGAUAUACUAAUGCAGGUAAAGAUCCGUAAUACUGUUCAGUGUUGAUGCAGCUACAUUCAGAGUACAGUUUACAUGCAUAGUUUAGUAAAUACACUGAGUUUGUAGUGCUUCAGACUAAGCUGGACAUUUGUAGCUGGACACAGGAUUUCACACUCUAACGCUUUGCAGGUUAAAACGAGUAAAAAUAAGCGGAUUUUUUAGGGAUAGUAAAAGGGAAAUUAGAGAAUUUAAAAGGUUUCCUUAUCCGAUUAAACGGAUAACCAAAAGCGUUAAACGAUAGAACAAUUUACCAAUUGCAUCAUUUGUAAAUACACACUUCAGCCUUUGCGCUGCAAAGUAUUGGUAAUUAAACUAUCCAUCCAUCCGUCUGUCCGUCCGUCCGUCCGUCCGUCAUUGAGAGGUUUUUCUCCGAGUACUCUGGUUCUCCCUCUUCUUUCAAAACCCUGAACAUUUUGAUCUGGAAAGCACAGACACGUUCUUAAGAACUCCUCAGUGCUCCGUGGGUAACCAAGUUACCAUUUUGCAAUUUUAAAACUCACAGGAUUGUCAUGACCCGUUUUAAGUGGAUGGUAAACAGUUAGUAAACGGAUUUUGCCAUUAAACGGUUAAGCAUUAGCUAAGCAUUAAUUUAAUGUACGAAAUCCUGACUGUGCCUGGUCACACCUAUUUCGUGAAACCUCUGGUCUUGCCUGGUACUUGCUCCUUUUAUAAUAAUCAAAUCUAAUAACAAGUGCCAUGUACAGAUUUUCUUUUUAAACUGUUGCAGGUAAAACAACACUAAUUAAAGCCUUGACUGGUGAAGCAAAGAUGUACCCUGAAAACAAGCUCUUUGCAACUCUUGAUGUCACAGGGCAUCCAGGAAAACUUCCAUCUGGGAUGACUGUGCUGUAUUUAGACACUGUUGGAUUUGUUUCAGACUUGCCACCUGAACUUGUUGAGUCAUUUUCAGCAACACUGGAGGAUAUUGCCGACUCUGUAGGUCUCUCCUAUUCAUCAGUCCUUGUAAAACUGCAGCAGUAAGCGAACAGAACAUAUUUUGUUCACAAAACAUGAUAUCUAUAUUGCCUUUGUUUUCAGGAUUUAGUUGUCCAUGUUCGUGACAUCAGCCAUCCUGAAUGUGAUUCUCAGUUAGAAGAUGUAUUAACAAUCCUGGAAAAACAGCUGAGCCUGAAAGCACCCUUAAUGGAGAACAUGAUAGAAGCACUUAAUAAGGCUGAUCUUUGGUAUGCUCUGCGUCAACUAGCGAGACAAGUUACUCACUGAAAGACGAAAGUCAACUUAUCUGCGUUCAACUCUACACUCGAGACAUUUUUCAUAGCUGAUUCAAUAAAGGUUGCUUUGGGCAUUGGGAAUUGACGAUUAGGUAUCGGGCAUUUGGGCAUACCAAACAAUGCAACAAUUUGCCGGAGUGACCAGCAAACAAUAGCUUCUUAUUGCCCAAUUCCCAAUGCCCAAAGCAACCUUUAUUGAAUCAGCUAUAUACACAGACUGUUUUUAGUAUGGCUAGUUUGAGUAGAACCCUGUGUAAAAAGGCAGCAUCAACGAAAACUCACAUAUUAUGUCAUAUUACCCCUGUGAACAAUAGCGGAGCCAGCUUCACCUCAUGUAGUCAAGUGUACUGUAAGAUUUCUAGUUACAGCCCCCUCCCUCCUCCUCCCACCACACUCAGUUCGGCUCUGUCUAAAGAGUUCCUUUAUCUUUUAAACAAAAAAAGCAUCGGCUGUGUCCAUAGUAGCAUUUUUUUGUUAUUGUUUUCGACCAUCCACUCAAAGCCAUAUAGUAAAUGUUUUUGUUUCCUCAUUUUAGUGAUGAGGAACCUUUACACAUGCAAUAUGGAGUGCAGAGUAAUAACCGUACACAAAUCUCAGCUUUAAACAAAACUGGCCUCAACAAGCUGCGUGGCUUGAUUGAAGAAGGUAUCAUUGCAUCCACGGGGAAAGAGAUAAAAAGACUUGUGAUUCCUCCUGAUGGACCACAGCUCAGGUGAGUUAUAUGAAGGCUACUCAACGAUUUAUUAUGUCACAUACAGCUGUAAGUGAUGCCCAUGUCGCCAAAUUCACAGCUAAUCAAAUCACGUGAUGGUUGACAUGGCAUUUUUAAAAAUGAGUUUUAAAUGAGAUGUGAAGACCCAUGAGGGUAAGGUUUUUGUAAAAUUGUAGUAAAGGCAAAUUGGACGUUCGCCGUAGGGAAACGUGAUCGAAAAUCCUAUUGUGGUAAAGGUUUUGUUCUGCAUUUUUGUUCGAAUAUGAAAUGUUUUGGCUAAUUAUUCAGUCUGAACUUUUAUUUCAAUCUCACAAAUAAGCUUUUAAUUAAAGUAGUGAUCAACGUUGUCAAAGUUGUUGCACCAGAAGCCAGUUGCAAAGAAAAUAGAGUAGAUCAUGACUGUAUUUGUGUUGGGCGCUGAGUUGGUAAUUGGAGUCCAGCAUUCAUAUAUUAUAAAUGUCAUUUCUUUAAUAGACUUUUUAGACUGGCCUGCCCAAGAUACUUAUCUGUCAAUUGAAUUUUUGUAUACCGAAUAAUACACACUGGUACCUGCUAUUUCUGUUAUUAAAAUCAACUGUAAGCAGUUCGCGUACUUGGAUGUUUAUAGCGGAGCUCCUGCUGUUGCAGAAAGAACCAGAGUCGGCCACUAUUUGUGGAUCGUAUUUUUUAAACUAUUUUUACACUAGAGAAAAAAGAAAAGAAAUAGACUCACAUAAUCUAAAUGCACUUGCCCAUGGUGAUCUAUUCCACCGCUUAGGAAUCUUGGCAGGGUACUCAUGGGCUUUAAAUUAGAAUCCGAUCGUACUAUAAGUUAAAGCGCCUUUAACCAGGACAUUGCAUGUAUUUACUGUCAUGUUAUCCAGCUCCAGUUUCAAACGUUAUUGCAAGAUAUUUUAGAAGAAUAUUUGUCCACAGAAUGUAAAUCGCAAACGCAGGAAAGAUUAACUAGUAAACAGAGCUUCCUGUGUUAAACCGAUUUUCAGCUGGCCUGUCUGUGGUACGUAAUAAAUAUACCUUUUUGUUUGUUUGCUGGAUUUAGCUGGCUGUACCACGAGGCCACUGUUCAGGAAACAUCAGCCAAUGAAGAAGGGGAUAUCGUAGCGACGGUGAUCAUGGAUGAAGCCACCAGAAAAAAAUACUUAGUAAAAUUCGGCAAAUUUUAGUUAAUAGACACGGGAAGUGCAAGGACUACCGUAUAUAAAUAUUAGCAAAUAAAAGCGUCCCAGUGUAGGCUUCGACAGUAAACUACAUGAUUCAUAAUUCAAACUUCCGAAACUGUGUAGUCAAAUGCAUUCAUUGUGUCAGUUUGAACGUUUUCCUAGGUAGUGUAAUAGUUAAGGUAAAAUGAAACUAUUUUAAGCAAAAAUAGAUUCUAGUCCUUUAUUGCAGCAUUUAUUUCAUCCUUCCAAUCUUUAGUAUCGACUUAUUCCAUACAUUAGAAUAAUUAUUUGCUAUCAAAGGAGAAAGGUUUUGAAACUUUAAAAGAGUUAGUUUCUCUUGGAAGUGCAUUUUGUGCCAAGUAGUCUUACCACUGAAUUUAAUUUUAUGGUGGCGCUGGCGAUGCUUGAGGAGGAGUAGAGACUUCCAUGAGUGAUGGAGGUGGUGGGGAAGGAGGAUUUCAGCACCAAGGCAGUGGUGCUGGAGGCGGGGGAAUUGAAAAUUCUGGCAGCGGUGUCGUGGAAAAGUAGGUCCUCUCUGUAGUGGUGGUUAAGGCGGAGUAAAUUCUCCUGGAAAUUACGUUGCUGUAAAACUGUACUAGUGGUGGUGCACGUGAUACCUCUAGCAGUGGCGGUGGAAGAUUUUUACCCCCUAGGAAUGGUGGUAAGGGUGGAGGGGUAGAAUCAGCUUGUGAUAGUGCAUGAUAGAGAUGGAAGGGUGG
Molecule: messenger RNA, 6369 nt
Organism: Porites lobata
Lineage: Eukaryota; Metazoa; Cnidaria; Anthozoa; Scleractinia; Poritidae
Source: the annotation of a GenBank genome assembly